Aspergillus luchuensis is the source of this 585-nucleotide messenger RNA. RefSeq lists its product as uncharacterized. Lineage: Eukaryota; Fungi; Ascomycota; Eurotiomycetes; Eurotiales; Aspergillaceae. The transcript has a single exon. Gene Ontology annotation, biological process: fatty acid biosynthetic process; secondary metabolite biosynthetic process. Bases 1 to 585 code for a protein of 194 amino acids. Gene Ontology annotation, molecular function: fatty acid synthase activity. The record is from RefSeq and is a predicted model, not a curated record.
AUGCAGGACUCGAUGCUGUCAGAUAUGAAUCACAUUUGGUUCGUGAAGGUUAUCACCCCCAAGGUGCAAGGGACCAUCAACAUCGUCUCUACCCUAUGCCCCACCAGGUCUUAUCUGGAUUCCUUCAUCAUGUGCUCCUCGUCAGCGGGAGUCAUUGCCAACCGCGGCCAGGCCAAGUAUGCUGCCACCAACACCUUCCUGCAUGCUUUUGCGUGUCAACUGAUGACAGGAGGCUACCCGGCCACCUCGAUCAGUCUGGGAAGCGUGUUCAGUGUGGGUUGGAUCGUGGAGAACCAACUCAGACUCUCCAUCGCGCUCACCUACAGGGCCCUCUGGAAAGACCUUCUAUUCUCUAUCCUGGAAUAUCGUAUAAACCCUGCCUGGGGGGCGGCAGAGUACCCAGACCUGCCACACGGUGGUCGGGAUACGACCCGCGCGGGACUUUCAACGCCAGUCCAUCCCUCUGCCCGGGUUCAUCGCCCAUUCGUUAUACUCUCCGCGUUGGGCCAUUGCAGGCAGGUCCCAAUCAACCGAACAAGAGGUCGAGGCGACGGUAGACGUUGUGACGCGAGCCAUCGUCGAUAA